UUCACUAUCCGAACGCACAAAAACACAAAGAGUAAUCGAACAAAAACAAAACAUCAUCGAGGACAUUCCUUUGUUCAUUUUAGCAGAUAUCUUUUAGCUGCCGUAUUAACUUCUUCUUAUUGUUAUUCUUACCACUAAUAUAUUCGACUGAAGACGACAAAGGAGAAGAACAGCAGCCACAUGGAGCAGGGAGUAAUUGAAGAACUGAUUCACUUGCAGCUGCCCGAAAUGGAAGUUGCCAACGUUGUCAAUGUGCGUGACGGCAACGGCAACGGCAACGACAUCGAUGGCGGCAACGAAGUGUGGGCCCAGCACCAGCUGGAUAAUGUAAAUAAUCGCCAAAUGGCCAUCUUGCUGGAUGCGCCACCAGAGCCGCCAAUUGUGCUGCACCAGUUGCCGCAACCGGUGAACGUGCCGCAACGACUGCGCAAGAAACGCUGCUUUUGGACAAUCACAAAGCACUUUCAUGCGCAGCCGGAGAGGUGCGCUCUCCUGUCGAAUGCCUGGCAAGCCGUGCAAUAUGUCCAGCCGGCGCAGCGCAGCGAACACUUUGCCAAUUAUAUGUACAAGCAUAUGAAUAGUCGAAACUAUCCAAAUGGUGAAGGAUUGCCGAAUCGCUGGGGUCACUUCUGAGUUGUUUGCAUAUAAGCAGAGAUAAAGACAGACACUGAGACAACUAGAUUAAAUGUUUAUAAGCCCAAAUACAACUGACCAAUGUGUAA
Messenger RNA from Drosophila grimshawi, 722 nucleotides. Its product is annotated as male-specific protein scotti. Gene Ontology annotation, biological process: sperm individualization. Lineage: Eukaryota; Metazoa; Arthropoda; Insecta; Diptera; Drosophilidae. The record is from RefSeq and is a predicted model, not a curated record. The coding region runs from base 181 to 633 and encodes 150 amino acids. The transcript has a single exon.